UUCUUCUUAGUCUGUGUGAGUGACUGAUAUUGAAUAAUGUAGAAUUUAGUCGAAUCGAGCUUUGAUAACAAAAAUAUCUACGAAAAUAUUUUACGAAGACUUAAUAUGGAUGUGGUCGGUCUUUUGAAUAAUAUUAAUGAAAAAACUGAUAUGUUUGCGGUGAAAACAUGGACUUCUGAGUGGUCAAACAGUUUUCAAGAUAACCAGUUACUAUGGUCUUUCUGCGGGUGCUUGCUGGUGUCACUCCUAGUAGUAUUUUUCUAUUAUUACAGAAGAUGGCGAUCAAAAGAAAUGGCAGGGGGCUUAGCAACAGGCGCUGAUAAUGAACCCGCAAAAAGGUUUAGGAAAAGGGACAAAAUGCUAUUUUACGGCCGGAGAAUGCUGCGAAAAGUCAAAUCCAUCUCUAAUUCUGGCCAGGGCAGAAAGAGACGUGCGGUCAUGCGUUUCGCCAGGAAAUUGCUGCAAUUGAAAAAGGAAUCUGCGCCCGAGCAACUCAAGGUGCUGGAACCUCCAGCUGAAUACUUGGAGGAGGAUCUGACGAGUGAUGACAGGGUGCCCCCGGAUGCUCUGUACAUGCUGCACAGCAUUAGGGUGUUCGGCCACUUCGAGAAACCGGUCUUCUUGAUGCUUUGCAAGCAUACCGAGAUACUGAACUUGCCUGCUGGCUCUUUUCUGUUCAAAGUCGGUGACACAGACGAGAACGUGUACGUGGUGCAGAACGGUCGCGUUAACGUUUACAUUACCAACCAGGAUGGUACGAGUCUGUCUUUAAAGAUAGUGCGCGCUGGUGAGAGUGUGACGUCACUACUCAGCUUCACUGACGUCUUAACGGGACAUUCGCAACCUUACAAGACUGUUAACGCCAAAGCUUUGGAGGACUCGCAAGUGAUAAAACUGCCGAUGAGAGCGUUCCAAGAGGUUUUCAAAGAAUAUCCUGAUAUAUUCGUGAGAGUUAUACAGGGUCGAGAUAAACGUCGGCCGACGACAGUGGCGUCAUCUCCCGGCAAGAGCGGACGAGUGUCCGUAGUAGAUAAUAUCACGACCAUGCACUCGCCCCAUCACAGCGAGAGAACGUUCCCAGAACAUAUGCAUGGACAGGACGUGAGUCACGUCGCGUCAUCUCCUAUACACAUACAAGGCCGUAAACCCAGACCAGACAUGGUGCCAGAUAUUACAUCUAACACGCCGCAGCAGCAGCCUGAUGUUCAGCCCACUCCACCCUUGCAGAGGAGUAAAGAUGGGUCUUCAUUCAAAAAACACAACACUGAUAAUCUCGAUGAACAGAGUGAUCAAGUACUACUUGGUAACGUGCAAGUGAGAGACUUACCCGCUGGCACGUACAUCAUGAAGGAAGAAAGUCACAAGGAUGUGGCCUUGGUGUAUCUACUUUCUGGGGCGCUAUUAGUGUCUCAACGUGUCGCUGAAGGUGAAGGAGAAGUGCACAUGUUCACGGCGUAUCCAGGUACUGAUUAG
Messenger RNA from Diatraea saccharalis (sugarcane borer), 1473 nucleotides. NCBI's taxonomy places the organism in Eukaryota, Metazoa, Arthropoda, Insecta, Lepidoptera, Crambidae. The record is from the annotation of a GenBank genome assembly.